Dicentrarchus labrax (European seabass) is the source of this 4445-nucleotide messenger RNA. It is a transcript of the gene c1galt1lb, whose product is annotated as core 1 synthase, glycoprotein-N-acetylgalactosamine 3-beta-galactosyltransferase 1, like b. Bases 660 to 1859 code for a protein of 399 amino acids. Gene Ontology annotation, cellular component: membrane. The record is from RefSeq and is a predicted model, not a curated record. The transcript has 4 exons. Gene Ontology annotation, molecular function: N-acetylgalactosaminide beta-1,3-galactosyltransferase activity. NCBI's taxonomy places the organism in Eukaryota, Metazoa, Chordata, Actinopteri, Moronidae.
UAACUGUUUAUUUUUUUCUGGACGGAAGGCAGCAGUCAGAUAAGUUAGAUGUAACGUUGUAGUAGUUUGUGCAGCGUCGUGGGACAGUUUUAUAUUUGUGUUUCAGUCUGUUUGUUAUUUUUAUCAAACUGCUCCGUCAACGGUCGUUUCAGUUAGCUCGCUCGCUCAGCUUUAGCUAACUGUAACGUUUCCGUUAUUUAACGUUAAGCUCUGUUGACUCGACGGGAAGAGAGAGGGUCGCUAACUUAACGUUAGCACUGAAGUUAACGUUAACGUCAAAUAACGGAAUAGCCAGUUAGCUAACGCCAGUUGUCCCAUCGUCGAGGCCCGGAUCCAACGACUAAAGACUGUCUUUAUAAUUAGUUGUUUUUCUGCCCUGGAGAUCAUUUAGUUGGCGCUUUGGUGUGCGCCCCUCGAUAUUUUGUCAGGAUAACGGUUAGCAACAUUUGAGAGUGGCUAGCUGAGCUAAGUUGUUGCUCAGAGAGAGAGAGGGAGAGGAAAACGCUACGUCGUGGACAAAAGUGGCAACCCUUUCGCUUUUUAAAGUUGAUAUUUCGCUUUAUGAUGAAGUAGCUGUGGAGCGGUGCAGCUGCUAUGGUGUCUGCGAUACUGCUGCACCUGCUAAGUUGAACGACUGACAGUGAGACCCGUGGUCCAGCAUGAAGGCCCUCGGAUCCAGAUUCUCCUUCUAUGCCGGUUUCGUCGUGGGAACCUUCACACUGUACGUGUUUCUGCGGCAGGUAUGGUUUGAGAGGACCUUGUCAGCACAGCGGGCCACCAGCCUGGACAAACUUCAUGACCAGCAACAGCUUGAGGAAGAAACGACCAUGUGGAAGAAAGAGAGGUCUGCUCUCUUCAACCUGAAGCACCCUCAUCUUACAGGUGAGGAUAGCCGCAUGGCUGAUGAACUCUACAAAAAAGUGCGCAUUCUUUGCUGGGUGAUGACUGGACCCAACAACCUGGAGAAGAAGGCUCGGCAUGUGAAGUCCACUUGGAGUCGCCACUGCAAUAUUGUGGUCUUCAUGAGCUCUGUUGAGGACCCGGACUUCCCCACGGUGGGCUUAGGCACAAAGGAGGGUCGGGACCAGCUGUACUGGAAAACGAUCCGGGCCUUCCAUUAUGCCUAUGAGCAUCAUGUCCAUGAGGCCGAUUGGUUCCUCAAGGCAGACGAUGACACAUAUGUAAUCGUAGACAACCUGCGAUGGGUUCUUGCGAACCACACGCCGGACGAGCCAAUUUACUUUGGCCGAAGAUUCAAACCCUACACCAAGCAGGGCUACAUGAGUGGUGGUGCAGGCUACGUGCUGAGCAGAGAGGCUCUGCGGCGGUUUGUUGAAGGAUUUAAAAACAAACUGUGCACGCACACUACCUCUGUAGAGGACCUUGCAAUGGGGCAGUGCAUGGAGAAGGUUGGGGUGCUGGCAGGUGACUCCAGAGACAGUGUGCAGAGGGAAACAUUUCACCCAUUUGUGCCCGAGCAGCACCUCACUGCCAAGUUCCCCAAAAGCUUCUGGUAUUGGAGCUACUGCUACUACCCCAUCUCAGAGGGACCAAACUGCUGCUCGGAUGUGUCCGUGUCUUUCCACUAUGUAGGUGCUUCACAUAUGUAUUUAUUGGAGUACUACACCUAUCACCUACGUGCCUUUGGAUACAGAUACCGUUACCAGCCCCCCACUCCACCAGGCUCCAAUAUUGAGCAGUUGAUUUCCAGAGACACUGCAGAAGGCAAAAAAGAGCUGGCUUCUCAGGAGAAAGGGCAAGGAGAGGGGGAUGAUUCAUCCAGGAAUGACAAGAGACAGGAUGGAGAUCCCCCUCCUGCAGCUGGUGAAGACCCUCCUGCUGCUCCAGCAGGCAAAUAACUGUAGGACUGUGUGAGUGUGUGACAGGAACUGAUCAUUAUGUAGGUCAAAGGUGUGAUUUGAGUGCUUGCUUUUUCAUUCUGUUAAUCUUGGCUCAUAUUUCUACAAAAGCAGAAAAACGGUCCACUUUGAUUUUAAUUGUUCCCACAUAGAAGUGUGUUGCCUGGGGCUUCUCCAACUGAAGGACUUUUACUAGGGUAAACACUGACUGCAAGACUGGUUCUAAGGUUAAUAGGUGAGUUAUGACCAACCUUUUUUUUUUUUGGUGUGUCUUCUUUAGAAGUUGGGAACAGCUUUCAGUAAGCUGCAUUCAUUUAAACUAUGCUUUGAACUAAAGCACCUUUUUAAUCCAUAUCAACCUAGAAUGGGAACCAGGUAUUAUCCAGAGCCAGUGAAAUUGGAGUUUGCGAUGUUAUAUUCCUUUUCUUGACUAUUGCAAGCCCACCAAAAGUUGAUCUACCGCUUUCUACAUAAGCCAGUUGUGCUUGAUCUGUUAGACCUGUUGGACUUCAUUUCACACAUAGAUAGACGUAGAUAACUGGAGGCCAGUGAAACCCAAUAAUGCUUCCUGGACUUCCUGGAGCUUUUAGCUGAAAAAGAAGCACUAAUAAUAAUAAUAAUAAUAAUAUCAUUAGGUUUGCGGUCUUCCAAACUUGAUUCAGGCUGCAUUUAAAAUCAUUUUCUCAAUACAGACAAAUGUUAUGUACCUCCAUGUUCUGUGUAGGAAUUAACUCAUUUAUAUUUAGCUUUAGGGAUCGAACGGUUAAACUCAGUGAAACCUCUCAGUUGGCUUGGAUAUAGUGUGGAGUGCAGCGAUCAGUCAGUCUAGAGUAGCCAACAGACAGAGGCCCCACCGGUAUCGUUUCUGCUCUAUAACAAUGACGGAGUAAAGUGGUGGAUAAAACGACGAUUGUGUGAAAACACUGUGCAACGUGUGUGGCUUGUGCUGGCGGUAAUACUUUCAAUAUAGUGAACCAUUGUGUUUGCUGACAGUGCACAGAGAAGAGUCUGGUAGUGAAGAGAAACUCCUUCUCCCUGCAGCAUUUGAGGAACCUCGCCAUGCAGAUUCAGACAUUAUGGCAAAUCCAUAACUAAAACACUGGGAGGGGGUAUAGUGAAAGCUAUGCAUCUCUGUUGUGGAGGAUGCAGGAUUUCAGCAUAUGAUCAGUAAUGUGGCGAUUUCUUUUUAUAAAAGUAACAAAGCAUAAUAUUUUGUUUGCACUAAUUAGAAAAGCUUUUAAUUAAGAUUUGACAAUGAAUAAGUGUUUACGUUCUUUAAAUUAUUGGCCAGAAUAUUCAGCAAAGUAAAUGUGAUUCUAGUUUCAGCCAGGAUCUUGCAGCCUUAAUCAAGUGUUAGUGGAGUGGAAAAGGCAAAUAUACCAAUAUCCUUCUCAGAUCAUCACGAUUAAAAAAACAAACCAGACAUAAAAUUACAUUCAGGAUGUAGCUUCCUGGCCAUGAAAUUUGGAUCCGUAUCUGAUGGAUCCUCCCUCUACACACACCUGUAACUGAGUUCGACAAAUAUCUUUAUUUGUUUUGGCACAUGCCUAUCUGUACGUGUAUUUCCUGAAGCUGACACUGGAUACAUACAGUUCCCAUCAUUGUUCCCCAGUGGACCCACUAGCUUGUGCCUUGUAAACUGAGAUUGUAUGAGCCAUCAGCUGCACACAUGACUUUGCACUGUGAUGUUACCAUGAUGAGAGUGAUGCUUUCAGAUGGAGUCUAAAUUUAUUGAAUCCCUCCAAUGUAUUUAGUAUGGCCUUUGAGUAAGCCAGUGGAUGACUUGUUCAUGACUAGAAUUUCAUUUUCUACAAUGUUGUUUAGUUUUUAAAUGCUUCGUGGGCCAGAGUCUUUCUUUUGUAACUAGUGAAUUGUGGAUAUUUAAAAAUAUUCAUAACAGUUCUGUUAUUACUUUGUAACCAACAAAGAAUUAAUUUUGUUGGAGUUACAGUUGUUACCAAAUACAAACAAGUGGCUUCAGGAAUGAGGCAAGAUUCACUGAUGAUUCAAACAAAUUGAUGUGAUCUUAGAAGUGCUGUUUUUAUUUUGAACCACUUAAUUGUUUUAUUCAAAUGUAUGAGGUAACCCAUGCCUAUCAAAAAUGUGCAAGUGUUUACACUCAGUUUCCUUCUGUAAAUGAGCACAGAGCAUGCUCCGUUUGUUUUGUCUUCUAUUAAAAAUGGAAAAGUCCAGUUUAAACCAAAUCUGCAUGUUUUACAUAAUGGUUUCUUUUGUAAUUAAUAAUGUGAAAUCUUCGCAUUAGUGAAUUACCAGUCUUUCAUGCAGAUUCUUACUAUCAGUUGAUCGAAGUCCUGAGGGCCCAAACACUUUGUUGAUAACCAGUGAUCACACAUCAAGUCCUUGACAAUCUCCUCCCAACUUUCAAAUUUUAUCAAAGGGAAAGGUGUACAGAACUGUAUUUAUAUUUGAAAUGUAUUUAUGUUGGUAUUGAUGUCUAAAUUGAGUCGAUACGCUUUAGUGUGUAAAUGAGUUUGUGAGAGUGUGUGAGCACACGUGAUCAGUGUGCAGGAUCGUUUUCAGUGAAUGGUACUUUAAUCACUAUAAAUAAAUGCAUAUUUUAUUGUA